UUUGGAGAGAAAGCAUGCCGAGAUACACGGUGCACGUCCGAGGAGAAUGGCUGGCAGUGCCCUGCCUGAGCUCCACGAACACAAUUGGGUGGCUGGGAAAGGAAGCGGUGAGACGGUACAUGAAAAACAAACCCGACAAUGGGGGAUUUGCCUCGGUGGAAGAAGUAAAAUUUUACAUUCGAAGGUGCAAGGGACUUGGCUUGCUGGAUCUUGAUGAUACAGUGGACGAUGCUCUCGAGGACAAUGAAUUUGUUGAAGUUGUUAUAGAAGGAGAUAUAAUGUCUCCAGAUUUCAUACCAUCUCAGCCAGAAGGAGUUCAUUUGUACAGCAAAUACCGAGAACCAGAACAGUAUAUUUCUUUAGAUGGCAACAGCUUAACAACAGAGGACUUGGUCAAUUUAGGAAAGGGGCUCUACAAGAUAAAGCUCACACCUGAAGCUGAAGAUAAAGUUAAACAAUCACGAGAAGUGAUUGAAAGAAUCGUAAAAGAACAGACAGUUGUUUAUGGAAUCACCACGGGGUUUGGGAAGUUCGCCAGGACUGUCAUCCCAAACAGUAAGCUGAGGGAGCUUCAAGUGAACUUGGUUCGUUCGCAUUCUGCAGGUGUGGGGAAACCUUUGAGCCCAGAGAGAUCUCGCAUGCUGUUGGCACUGAGAAUCAAUGUCCUGGCAAAAGGAUACAGUGGAAUAUCCCUAGAAACGCUCCAGCAAGUUAUUGAAGCAUUUAAUGCGUCCUGCCUUCCCUAUAUCCCAGAGAAAGGGACGGUUGGAGCCAGUGGAGACUUGGCCCCCCUCUCUCAUCUUGCUCUGGGAUUAAUUGGAGAGGGAAAGAUGUGGUCCCCAAAGAGUGGCUGGGCUGAUGCUAAAUAUGUCCUGGAAGCCCAUGGUCUGAGACCAAUUACCCUGAAACCAAAAGAGGGUCUGGCUCUCAUCAAUGGGACGCAAAUGAUCACCUCGCUGGGAUGUGAAGCAGUCGAAAGAGCCAGUGCUAUAGCUAGACAAGCUGACAUCAUCGCUGCCCUUACGCUUGAAGUCUUGAAGGGUACAACAAGGGCCUUUGACACCGAUAUCCAUGCCGUGCGCCCACAUCGAGGGCAGGCUGAAGUAGCAUUUCGAUUCAGGUCCCUUCUAGAUUCUGACCAUCAUCCAUCAGAAAUAGCAGAGAGCCAUAGAUUCUGUGACCGAGUUCAGGACGCGUACACGAUGCGCUGCUGUCCUCAGGUUCAUGGAGUUGUAAAUGAUACAAUUGCUUUUGUGAAGGACAUCAUGACGACUGAAAUCAAUAGUGCCACCGACAACCCUAUGGUGUUUGCUGAAAGAGCAGAGACCAUUUCUGGAGGAAAUUUUCAUGGUGAAUAUCCUGCAAAGGCUUUGGACUAUUUGGCAAUUGGCGUGCAUGAACUUGCUGCAAUUAGUGAAAGAAGAAUCGAGAGGCUCUGCAACCCCUCGCUCAGUGAACUGCCUGCAUUUUUAGUCACUGAAGGAGGUCUGAACUCGGGCUUCAUGAUUGCACACUGCACAGCAGCUGCCCUGGUUUCUGAGAACAAAGCCUUGUGCCACCCCUCUUCUGUGGAUUCUCUCUCAACCAGUGCUGCUACGGAGGAUCACGUGUCCAUGGGAGGAUGGGCUGCAAGAAAAGCUUUGAGAGUUAUUGAACACGUGGAACAAG
Cariama cristata (Red-legged seriema) is the source of this 1668-nucleotide messenger RNA. RefSeq names its product histidine ammonia-lyase (gene HAL). The record is from RefSeq and is a predicted model, not a curated record. Gene Ontology annotation, molecular function: histidine ammonia-lyase activity. Lineage: Eukaryota; Metazoa; Chordata; Aves; Cariamiformes; Cariamidae. The transcript has 17 exons. The annotation marks the transcript as partial. Gene Ontology annotation, biological process: L-histidine catabolic process. Gene Ontology annotation, cellular component: cytoplasm.